AAGAAAGCUAAGAAAGCAGAAGGGAGGAGAGGAAGAAGGAGGCUGGCCGGUGAUGAGUAACCAAUGGGAGCAGCCCCAGUGAGCUGCAGCAGCUGAGCAGACAAGCUGAGGCUUUCCGAGUUGCACAGCGUUGGAGUCGCUUUCCUCUCUGAGGACAUGAGGGCAGCUGUGCUGGGAGCGCUCGCAAACUCCCCAUUUUCCGCCUCCCAAAAAUAAGUUCGUUGGCAGCAGUUAGGGCAAGUCAGCCAAGAUUUAACAUGCUCGUCUCCUGGACAACAUAAUGAGGAUUUCCACAGAGACUCUGCUAAGACAUAUUUUCUUUUCAGGAUGUAAAUACAGUCUUAAUUUCUGAAAAUCAAUAAAAGUAAUGGAUGCUCAAAGAAGAAGACAAUGCUGGACUGUUUUGCCAGAUCAAAUUUAGCUACAUAGCAAGUACACCUGUCUGCUGGAUUACAAACUUACAAGGCAAAGAAAAAGGAAACAUUUCCUACCAUGAGAUUUACAAGUACAUCUGGUAUCUGUCCUGUUCUAGUCUGCCUCUGUUUUGUGCAAAGAUGUUAUGGAGCAACACAUCACACCUCCAUAAAGGUUAGCAGAAAUCAAACCAAACAUAUAGAAGGAGAGACAGAAGUUCACCAUCGGCCAAAACGUGGAUGGGUUUGGAAUCAGUUCUUUGUUUUAGAAGAACACAUAGGACCAGAGCCUCAGUAUGUGGGAAAGCUACAUUCAAAUUCAGACAAAGGUGAUGGAUCAGUGAAAUAUAUUUUAACUGGUGAAGGAGCGGGGACUAUAUUUGUAAUUGAUGACACAACGGGGGAUAUUCAUGCAAUGAAAAGUCUAGACCGGGAACAAAAAUCGCAUUAUGUUCUACACGCCCAAGCUAUUGACAGAAGAACCAACAAGCCCCUUGAGCCAGAAUCAGAGUUCAUUAUUAAAGUACAAGAUAUCAAUGACAAUGCACCAGAAUUUCCUGAUGGACCCUAUAUUGUCACAGUUCCAGAGAUGUCUGACAUUGGUACCUCUGUUAUUCAGGUGACAGCUACAGAUGGGGAUGACCCUACAUAUGGAAACAGUGCCAGAGUUGUAUACAGCAUUCUCCAAGGACAGCCGUAUUUCUCUGUUGAUCCCAAAACAGGAGUCAUCAGGACAGCAUUACCUAAUAUGGACAGAGAAGCCAGAGAGCACUAUUCCGUUGUUAUUCAAGCCAAGGAUAUGGCAGGUCAAGUUGGCGGACUAUCUGGGUCAACUACCAUCAAUGUUACACUCAUCGAUGUCAAUGAUAAUCCACCAAGAUUUCCUCAAAAACAUUAUCAGCUUUAUGUUCCUGAAUCAGCUCAAGUGGGUUCAGCAGUUGGCAAAAUCAAGGCAAAUGAUGCAGACAUUGGACUAAAUGCUGACAUCAGGUACUCAAUCAUCAAUGGUGAUGGUGUUUUCUCCAUAUCUACUGAUAAAGAAACAAGGGAGGGAAUCCUUUUACUCAAAAAGCCAUUAAACUAUGAAAAAAAGAAGCUAUAUUCACUAAACAUAGAAGGAGUAAAUACUCACUUGGACUCAAGAUUUUCUCACUUGGGACCUUUUAAAGACACAACAAUUUUAAAAGUCAUUGUUGGUGAUGUUGAUGAAGCACCUAUGUUUACAAAAUCUUUCUAUGAGAUGGAUGUUUAUGAGAACUCAGACAUUGGAACCAUAGUGGGAAUUGUAACAGCAUAUGAUCCAGAUAGUACAAGUAGCUCAGUAAGAUAUUCAAUUGAUAACAACUUGCAAGAAGAGAGAAUUUUUGAAAUUGACAAAAACAGUGGAGUGAUUAGGACAACAAAACAAUUGGAUCGAGAGGAAAGUCCCUGGUAUAAUAUUACAGUGGCAGCUUCAGAAACAGCUGACAAAAAUAAGUCUGGGAAAGGUGCACCUAUGUUGACUGUGUUGGAUGUUAAUGACAAUGCCCCAUAUAUUGGCAAUGAAGAUAUACUCGUUUGUGAAAAUGCAAGGCCAGGCCAGGCUUUUCAUACUCUCACAGCCAUAGAUAGAGAUGGCACUGCAAAUGGGCAAAGAGUUUAUUUUUCUCUUGAAGAGGGACAUGCACCAAACCCAAACUUUACCAUAAGGAAUAAUGAAGAUAACACAGCCAGCAUUUUAGCAAGGAGACGAAGAUUUAGUAGAACAUCUCAAGAUCUUUAUUAUCUUCCUAUUGUUGUCACUGAUGGUGGAAACCCAUCUUUAAGUAGUACCAGCACCUUGACCAUUAGAGUAUGUGCAUGUGAAAGAGAUGGCCGAGUGCGAACGUGCCAUGCUGAAGCCUUUCUCUCAUCUGCCGGACUUAGCACUGGAGCCUUAAUUGCGAUUUUGCUAUGUGUUGUUAUUCUACUUGCCAUUGUAGUUCUCUUUAUAACACUAAGAAGAGGAAAAAAAGAACCUUUAAUUAUUUCUGAAGAAGAUGUCCGGGAGAAUGUGGUUACAUAUGAUGAUGAAGGUGGUGGAGAAGAAGACACAGAGGCUUUUGACAUUUCAGCACUUCGCAACCCAUCUGCUGCAGAGGAUUUAAAAUACAGAAGAGAUGUAAGGCCAGAAGUAAUGUGUACUCCAAGACACCAAGAUCAGUCCGAUAUUGAAACAGUUAAUGUUUUGGAAUUUCUUAACCAAAAGCUGGCUGAGGCAGAUUGUGACCCAAGUGUUCCUCCAUAUGACUCAUUACAGACAUAUGCUUAUGAGGGCCAAAGGUCUGAAGAAGGCUCUAUCAGCUCUCUAGAUUCAUUAGGGACACCAUCUGACCAGGAUUAUACUUACCUGGAUGACUGGGGACCAGAGUUUAAAAAACUAGCGGAACUCUAUGGAGAAAAGGAGUCUGAAAGAACAACAUAGUUUAAUACAAAAACUGUUUUAUUUACAAAUCAACUUGAAGCAUAACCACAAGAAAAACAAUAAAUCCAUACUUGGAACUCAGCAAGCUGUUCACUUUUACUGUAGAAGCAAGUGCCAUUUUCAUAUAUAAAACUGGGUUUCAGAUUUUGAAAAAAAUACAGAAGCAAAAACUAUUUUCCCUUGUGUAUAUUUUUUAAUUGAUCAAUAAAGUCGGCCGUUCCACAACCAUACAGGAUAUGCAAAA
Messenger RNA from Nanorana parkeri, 3100 nucleotides. RefSeq names its product cadherin-18-like. Gene Ontology annotation, molecular function: calcium ion binding; cadherin binding. The transcript is spliced from 14 exons. Lineage: Eukaryota; Metazoa; Chordata; Amphibia; Anura; Dicroglossidae. Bases 493 to 2856 code for a protein of 787 amino acids. Gene Ontology annotation, biological process: multicellular organism development; homophilic cell-cell adhesion; calcium-dependent cell-cell adhesion. The record is from RefSeq and is a predicted model, not a curated record. Gene Ontology annotation, cellular component: catenin complex; adherens junction; plasma membrane.